Messenger RNA from Mesorhabditis belari, 2028 nucleotides. Lineage: Eukaryota; Metazoa; Nematoda; Chromadorea; Rhabditida; Rhabditidae. The record is from the annotation of a GenBank genome assembly.
AUGACUGUCGCUUCUCCACUAGUUCACAUGGAUUGCACAAAAGUGAAUCAUUUGUCCAAAGGACGGGAUAUCAUCAAGUCGCCCAACUAUCCACAACAGUACCCAUCUCCCACAAAUUGCACAUGGAUCAUCGACCACCUUUAUUCAUCAUAUUACGGUCCAGGAGCUCAAAUUACAAUCGAAGAAUUCGAGACUGAUUCACAAUUUGAUCAGCUGAAAAUAAGUGAAACUGUAAGCGGCGAUGGGCACUCGUUUUGGAUUCCAAAAGCCGUUUUAAAAGGCUCGCGUACAAGUGACACAUUGAAAUACGUGAUCGACUCUGCAAGAUUGCCGGCAAAAUUGGAAUUCAUCGGUCGAACGAAUACCUCGAACAAUUUUCGAUUUCACUUAGACGUUGAGCGGGGAUAUUACCAUUCAUGCAACAGAGGCUACUACCAGAUCGGCAAGAAAAUGCAAACGAUUGAGAUUGUCAUUGGAGAAGCUAAAAGAUGCCCAACUCUCAUGCUAGCUCCAGAGGGACAAACAAUUGAACUGAAAUUUGAUCGAAAGAAAGAAGCAAACAAAUUCUUCCUUAUCGACCUCAAAGAAUUGCAAGAACUUACAAAUUUUGACGAUUGUCUAAACACAACCUAUGUGACUGAAGGGAUUUAUCGAAGCUUCACAAAUAAAGUCAUUUUCGGAUCAUGCCAAGGAAAAUACGAAUCGAUUUCCUUUGAGGCAACGGCAAGAUCAAGUCGUUGUGAAUGCCAAAACACGGAGAUCAAGCUCGAUGUGGAUGAGGUGACGCAAGAGUUUGGAACUUUUGAGCCAUACACUCAUUAUGAGCUUUGCGAGAAGAUCGCUUGUCAGCAGUCGAUUAAACUCGAGUUGAGACCAAAUUUGACCCAUACUCCAAUCAUCAUUCUUGAUUAUCAUACAAAAGCUCUCCAUCCAGCCACUUUCAAUGUCGAAGCUCCAAAUUUCCCAUCGAUCAGCGGAAAGGUUUACAACUACACAUCCGUUCGUCACGGAUCGAUCAGCUUGGCCACCGACUGUGUGAAUGUUGUCAUUCAAAAAGGUGCUGUCAAAUUCCAUGUCUCGGCUCACUAUCUUCCGAAAGAGUGUACUUGUUUCCGUCCUACCCCCGGCAACGUGCUCGAGUUCUUCGAUCAAUCCGCCGUUCAUCGCUUCAAUUUCCCACACUAUUGUGCUCCAAUGGACUGCUGGAUGGUGAUCAAGAAUGACAAACCGGGAAAGAUCCUUGCCUUCAACAUGAGCUCAUCCGGUGUUUUGGAUACAGAUGAGCACCUGUCAUUGAUCUUUGAUGGAAAAGUUCAACGUGGUCUUCCCCUUCAAGGUGCUUUCACGACACAAGAUUUUGGAGAGGGAGCAAAAAACGUUUCCACAUAUUUUCUUCAUCUCAAAAUCCCCUCCGAGGACGCUCAACUCAACAAUGAAACGAUCAAAAAUGAGAUGUUGAACAUCGAGAUUUCGCUGAAAUGGAAAGAUCCCUGUAUCUGCAACAAUCAAAAAAGAACUUUGAAACGAGGAGAGAUUUUUCAUCUAACUUCUCCGGGUUUUGAACAAAACUCAAGCUACUGUGACUAUCUUCGAUGUGCCUACGACUUUUUGGCUCCAGCGGACACGAAAAUUCAACUCAACAUCACUUUUUAUGAUAUUCCUGAUCUCAGCGAUUCGCUUUUCUACGUGACUAACAAAGGCCGCUACUUUCUCAGCAAUGUCACCAUGGUCGAUACUGGAGUAAACGCAUUGCAAAUUCGUUUCCAUACCGAUGAAACGGAUGUUGGUCGUGGAUUUGAAAUUGCGAUCAGUUUGGCCGAUGCUUGUUCAAAAUCGUCUGGUUGGAUGAUCGUCUUCUAUUUGUUUGCCUCAAUCAUAGUUGUCGGCUUUCUUGCCUUUUUUGGUUAUAAAAUUAAGAACAAGACGCGUUUCUCGAAUCAAAUCUUUGUUCGCUUCAAGAACCCUGAGCACAUUCAAGGCUUUGGUCAACCCGAGAUGGAGGAAGCCAAUCAAGGAGGAGAUGAUUUG